Molecule: messenger RNA, 3961 nt
Organism: Triticum aestivum (bread wheat)
Lineage: Eukaryota; Viridiplantae; Streptophyta; Magnoliopsida; Poales; Poaceae
Exons: 13
Coding region: 1-2394 (797 amino acids)
Biological process (GO): endosomal transport; endocytosis
Cellular component (GO): cytoplasm; plasma membrane
Molecular function (GO): protein binding; calcium ion binding
Source: RefSeq, a predicted model, not a curated record
AUGGCCACACGGUUCUGGCAAAACCGACGUGUGCUCAAUGAGUUUCCUUUGGUCCUGCGCUUUGUUUUUGCGCCUUCGGCUUUGUGCGGCUUCAUCAUCCACGACGACUACAUCAUCGACCAUGACUACCUCGACCAUGACUACAUCAUGAUUGGCUACAUCGACAUCGACAUCGACAUACAGGGCCAGGUCUACCGUUACUCAUUAACAACAACUCCAGUCAACAGCGUCCGCGUCGUCACUAGCAUCCACGCCACCCUCGUCGUGACUGCGGGAGGGAAUAGAGGAGAUACAAGAAAGGCACCAGAAGGGGAUGCAGUCACCGCACCUAGGCAGAACCUGAGCGAAACGCACUCACACCGUCACACCCCUCUCCGCCUCCGCCUCCGCCUCCGCCGCGCUAGGGUUUUGUCUCCACCUAACCACACUCACAGCCGCCUCCGCCUCCGCCUCCGCCGCAUUUCGGCCGCGCUCUCGCCUCCUCGCCAAAAUCGCCUCCCCGCAUCACCUGUUCCUUCUUCCUCCCUCCUUCGCCCUCUCAUCAUCAUGCUCUGCCUCGGGAGCGGCGGCGGAGACCGGAGCCAGGCGUACGGCGGCGGGCGGGGGGCGCCGACGGGAGGACGCCGAGGCGGGCGGAAGCGCACCGCCUUCGUGCGGCCGUCGGCAUCACCGUGGCCUCACACGGGCGCGGACCAGCAUGGGGUCGUCUUCCCCCGGCCCGCGCCGAUUUGGCCGCCCCUGGCGUACCCCUGCGGGCCUGCAUUCCCCGCGCCCUCACCGGCCCGCCCACCCCCCGCUUCCGCAACACCAACUCCGGUGCCGUCGUCCGCGACUAUCGGUAAGGACCUCGAGGAGAGACCGUUCCCCUUCGUCUUGCCUGCGGCGGAGAAGGCGCCCGCGGUCGCGCCGGUUUCCAGGAAGCAGCUCGCCCGACCUGCCCGUCUCGGGGCCGGAACCGUCGCGAUGAUCCGCCCGAAUCGCAGGCGCCGGGCGGGAGGGCGCGGCGCGCCCACCGGCUUCCCGUCGGCACCGCCAUGGCCUCACGAGGGCGUGCACCAGCACGGCAUCGUCUUAUCCGGGACCGCCGCGACGAUGUGCGCGAACCACCGGCGCCGGGCGAGAGGACGCGGAGGUGGCCGCGUGCCCACCGACUUCCUGUGGCCGCCUCCAGGCGAGUCGGCACCGCCGUGGACACACGAGGGCGCGUGCCAGCAUGGUGUCGUCUUCACCGGGCCCGCGCUGACUCCGUCGGCCCGGGCGUACGCCUACGCGCCCUCUUCUACGCCCUCGCCAGCGGUCACGUCGUCGCAAGCGGGCCUGCCCGCGGCGGAGAAGACGCCCAAGGUUGACACCGCGCUGGUCUCCAACAAGGGCCCUGCCCACCUCUCGCGUCCCGGGGCCAGGAACGUCGGCGCGAACCGCUUGCUCAUCAACGUCGGCUACAACAUUUUACCCUGCUAUGCCCCAUGGCCCAAGAUCACUCAAGCAGAUGUCAGGAAAUAUAUGAUUGUGUUUAUUAAGGUCGACAGAGAUGGAGAUGAGAAGAUUACUCGUGAAGAGGCAAGGAAUUUGUUUUUAAGUUGGCAGUUGCCAAGAGAUAUCUUAAGGAAGGUGUGGGAUUUAUCCGACCAGGAUAAGGAUGGGAUGCUGUCCUUCAAGGAAUUUUGUUUUGCUGUGUACUUAAUGGAGAGGUUCCGAGAGCAGCGACCACUUCCUGAUGUAUUACCAGAUGGUAUUUGGGCGGAGGGAAUUUCACUACCCUCUACUGGCCAGUUUGCAGAAAACCCUAGUGGCCUGGCUCCCCAUCCAAGUGCUGGGGUUACAAGUAGAGCAAUGCAAGGACCACAUCCUGAAAUGCCUCCUUCAUCUGUGAAGCGACAACAUCGAAGGCCUCUUCAUUUUGAUGAUGACACUACGCAAACUGAACCACAAAAACCUAAGGUCCCAGCAUUGGAGAAACAUUUGGUUGUCCAGCUUAGCAAAGAGGAACCAAAUGCACUUGAAGCGAAGUUCAAGGAAGCUUCAGAUGCCGAUAAAAAGAUUCUCUACAAGAGUAGGUGUGACAACAGGUUUAACGAAGUCUCAGAAAGUAUGUCUGCUGAUAAGUGUAAGGUUUCUACUAACACAGCGUCAAAAUCAAGGCCUGUAGACAUGCAAGAGGUUCAGUCAAUUACCAACAACCAUUGCUACACCAGCCAGCCUGUUAGAGAGGUGACAAUAUCGUCAUCAUCAUCCUCUAACAGGAUGAUUGGGAUCUCAAAAAUUCAGGUUAUUUUCCGCAUUGGAAAUUUCCGCUCGUUCCCGAUGCAAUUUGAAGACAACUGUACAAUUGAACAGAUCGUGUAUGCGGCUUUUCAAAAACAGAACGUCAAAAUAUCUGAUGCAGUUAUCUGAUUCAAUAAUCGCAAUGCAUACCUUGAAGAUAAACUGUGUUUUCUGAACCGGAACAAUGCUAAAGAAUGUAGUGUUUAUAUCGGUCCUCGGCUGCGAGGUGGUCAACCACCUUCAAGCUCAAUUCCUCCAACUACUAUGUCAUUUGAACGAUAUAUGUCCACGUUGGGUGAUGAGUUGUUUGACGUGGUGACUUUCCCCCAAGAUCCUGCUCUAUACUUCGUUGGUAUGGAUCAGUACUUCAUCUCUUUAGGGUUAAAAGCUAUUAAGAUUGUUAAAAUGUUCUUUGGCCUGUUGGAGACCUAUCAUGAAAAACAAGAGUGCCUUUUAUACUUCACAUUAGCGGAUCUUGAGUAUGAUACUACUUCAAAUAAGCUAAUGUUCAGAAAUCCAGUGCGUACAGCCGCAUUUCAUCCUAGUCGCUACUACCAGAAUAUGUCAAAUGCUGGUACAGUUUUAUCAUCCAUAUUGAAGUUCGAUGAAAUGAGAGUCCUUGCUGGCCAUUCUGGCAUAUAUCUACCGGCUGGGACUGCAAUUGACAACACCACACUUCCCAAGCUACCACCGUUGGUUGAACUUCUGAUACAUGAUUUACAAACUCGUGUGAGAGUAUUGCCGAAUGUAAGCAUCAACAAGCGGAAAAGAGCAUACUUUUGCAACCAUGUAGCUGUGAUGACUCCAGCUGAGCGCCUUUCCUUUUGGCUGACGGGUGAAUUACAUUUUGAGUACAUUGGUGGUGAGCAUACUUUAAAUACCUAUAUUGGUCAAAAGUAUGUUCCUAACUGGACCACUGCAGCAAAACGGUCAACUGCACUCAAAGCAGUAUAUUCAUGGCGUUCAUACGUCAAAACCUCAUUAGGGUCUCAAUGGUCGUUUGGACGUAAUUGGCUAUCCCAUGCUCCGUCGAAACUAACUCUGAAGUUUACAGAAAAGCAGUCUGAGGCGUAUCUGAAUAUUACGUUCAAGUGGUUGCUGUACUAUGUUAUCCUUAAACAUACAUUUCGAGGAGCAUCGAUUCGUUGGAACAGUAGUCCCCUGCCACCGGCGCAGCCACUGCCCAUGCCGCAAAUUUUGGCCCCGGCACCUUUUGGUCCUCCUCCAAGACCACUGACGCUCUCAAACCAUUUUACGGUUGAUCAGCUACUUAAUACGAGUGGAUCUCUUUAGAACCGGUGGAAUACUGGAAUGAUUUUGCAAGCAUUGACUGCAGCUACUUGGUUAUUCUUUUUAACUUGUGGGAUACUGAGUUACACACAAGUAUUUUUGCCAUCAUCGUUUGUAGGGAUCUCUUUAGAACUGUGGAAUGCUGUGUUGCACGUUUGAGCAUAUUGUAACUGAUCCAUCCUCUUUUUCUUUUAACUUUGUAACUGAUCCAUCCUACAUUGGAGCACCGAAACAUUGUAAUAAAAAGUUGAAUUGAUUGAACCCUGUCUCUUAGCUUCUCUGCACAUGUGUUCGGUUGAUAUUUUAUUAUUUCUAGGCUUUUCUAGGAGUGGCAAAAGUUCUUGGUUCUGUAGCCACAAUUUCAUGAAGUUUCAGAUUUUUCCCUUUUAUUUUUAUAUAUACUUUU